This is a messenger RNA of Daphnia pulex (common water flea), 1077 nucleotides long. RefSeq lists its product as uncharacterized. The record is from RefSeq and is a predicted model, not a curated record. The transcript has 4 exons. NCBI's taxonomy places the organism in Eukaryota, Metazoa, Arthropoda, Branchiopoda, Diplostraca, Daphniidae. The coding region runs from base 101 to 946 and encodes 281 amino acids.
GUAUAUAAGAACCUAUGUCUUCGCAGGUUUUUGACAAUCGACUUUAAGCAUCGGAAAAGAGACGAACCAACUGGCUCAUCAUCACUUCUUGAACUUAAAAAUGAAGUUAGCUUUAAUUUUCCUUUCGGCUUUGGUGGUAAUCACUCAUCAACAAUUCCAACAACAACCGAGCGGAAGGCCUUGGUGGUCACCGUAUUCCUACCCACAGCAAUUGCCCAGCAUAGUCGCUGAUCGCCGAGAGAUUUAUUACAACUUGCAAGACGACACCAUUCCGUCCAUCCGCCGAUCCUACAGACCAGUAAGACCCGUGCCCUUCUUCACACAGAAUGUCGAGUUGGAUCCAAGUUUUGUGGCUGAUGACUACUAUCAUGAUGAUUUCAAUGCGGAAGAAGACUAUCCGGACAUGCACUCGAGAAAUAAAGUCUCAACGAUUCGCUACCGACCUUUCUCCAAUAACCAACAGCAGCAAAGAUUUUUCUUGAACAACUUCAACAGCAACUUCAACAGCAUUCGGACUAAAACGAUUUCGUUUACUCUAACGUCAACUGUCAGCCUGACCACUGUCCAGUCCUGCAUUGCCGCAGUCAAGUUUUUGGACGACGCUGCUAAGACAACGCCCUGUCGUCGCAAGCGUGAUAUCCUCGAAAAUUCUCCAGAAGAUGCGCAAUUCGUUAUUGCUCCAUCGGAAACACAACGAGUGAUGCCAACGGCACUUCCAUCGCUGGAUGUGAUCCGAGAAAAUCGACAACUGCCAGCAGUCGAUGAUAAAAUUUCCGGUUCCAUGUCGUCGGUGGAAAACUCGAGAGGCAAAAGAUUUUUAAAUUAUUCUGUGACUUCAGUCACUGUUACAAGCUACAGCUUUUUGUCGGAAACUGUCAAAAAAGCCGUCAACAUCGGUGGAGAUGCUGCUGUACUCUGUCUUCCAUCUGGCUGGGCUGUUUGCUAAAAAGAAAGGAGUGCUGAAAACGUCGUCUACAAAAUGUUUCAAUUGACAAUAAUAUUUGCUCUUAGAAUAGUUUCUGUACUUUUGUGUCUUUAUGCUUAUCUAUUCACAAGAAUACACUUUUGCAGGCAGAA